AUGUCAGUCAAGGAAUGCUCAAAAGCUUUGGAUUACCUCAAGAACUACGAUGAGAGGGACGGGCUGUCUGCUGAACAGCUCAUGGACUCUAAGACUAGAGGUGGUCUGACCUACAACGAUUUCUUGAUUCUGCCUGGCAAAAUCGACUUCCCAUCUUCGGAGGUCAGCCUGCAGACCAAGCUCACUAAGAAAAUCACAUUGAACACUCCGUUUGUGUCGUCGCCUAUGGACACUGUGACGGAGGCAGAAAUGGCCAUCCAGAUGGCGUUGUUGGGUGGUAUCGGUAUCAUCCACCACAACUGUUCUGCUGAGCAGCAGGCCGCGAUGGUGCGCAAAGUGAAGAAGUUCGAGAACGGAUUCAUCAACUCGCCCGUGGUGGUGGGCCCAAACAGCACGGUGGGAGAAGUCAAGGCCAUGCGCGAGAAAUAUGGAUUCUGUGGAUUUCCAGUUACUGAAACUGGUUCCUUGCCAAGCAAGUUGGUUGGUAUCGUUACUUCCCGUGACGUCCAGUUUGUGGAAGACGAAUCUUUGUUGGUCUCCAAGAUCAUGACCUCAGAACUCGUCACCGCCCAAGUCGGUGUGGAUUUGUCCGCAGGCAAUGACAUUUUGAAAAAUACCAAGAAGGGUAAGCUACCUAUCGUUGAUGAACAAGGAAACUUGGUUUCUAUGUUGUCCAGAACCGAUUUGAUGAAAAACCAAUCUUAUCCAUUGGCCUCCAAAUCUGCUAGCACCAAGCAACUUCUAUGUGGUGCCGCCAUCGGUACUAUCGAUGCCGACAAAGAAAGACUGCAGUUGCUGGUCGAUGCCGGUUUGGACGUUGUUGUGCUCGACUCUUCCCAAGGUAACUCUGUGUUUCAACUCAACAUGAUCAAAUGGAUCAAAGAAACCUUCCCAGAAUUGCAGGUCAUCGCUGGUAACGUGGUCACCAGGGAACAAGCUGCUUCUUUGAUCCAAGCAGGUGCCGACGGUUUGAGAAUCGGUAUGGGCUCUGGUUCCAUCUGCAUUACUCAAGAGGUUAUGGCUUGUGGUAGACCUCAAGGUACCGCCGUUUACAAUGUGACCCAUUUUGCCAAUCAAUUUGGUGUGCCUUGUAUGGCUGACGGUGGUGUUGGUAACAUCGGUCACAUUGCCAAGGCUCUCGCGCUUGGUGCUUCUUGUGUCAUGAUGGGUGGUAUGCUUGCUGGUACAACCGAAUCUCCCGGCGAGUAUUUUUUCCAGGAUGGUAAGCGUUUGAAGACCUACCGUGGUAUGGGCUCCAUCGACGCGAUGCAGAAGACUGAUAAAAAAGGUAAUGCCGCCACCUCUCGCUACUUCUCCGAAUCCGACAAGGUUUUGGUUGCUCAAGGUGUGUCUGGUGCUGUCGUUGACAAAGGCUCUAUCAACAAGUUUAUCCCAUAUCUGUACAACGGUAUGCAGCACUCUUGUCAAGACAUUGGUGUUAGAUCCUUGCAAGCUUUGAGAGAGCAAGUGGACAACUCGACCGUCAGAUUCGAAUUCAGAACCGCCUCAGCCCAAUUGGAAGGUGGUGUUCACAACUUGCACUCUUACGAAAAGCGUUUGCACAAUUAA
This is a messenger RNA of Lachancea dasiensis, 1569 nucleotides long. The record is from the annotation of a GenBank genome assembly. NCBI's taxonomy places the organism in Eukaryota, Fungi, Ascomycota, Saccharomycetes, Saccharomycetales, Saccharomycetaceae.